CUCUCCGAUCAUCUUCCCCCCCCCCUCCCCCAUCAGAUUCACGCUGAUAAUAAGUGGCAAGUAAAGCAGAAUAUGGAUGCUACAUCUGGAUCCAGUGAUCGUUGUGAAGCAGUAACCAACCAAUUUGGUGUGUUGACUCUUGAGGAAAGGAACGCUAAUGUUCCAGUCAACCACAGUGUCCAAAACCCUAAGUCAUAUGGAGCCAUUAGUGGAUCGUCGUCUUCGGCAUCAGAAGUCGUUAAUUACUUGGAGGAUUUUGCGGUGGACAAGUCUACUCAUUGUCGUGCCCAGAUCAGAGCCACUUUCUAUCCAAAGUUUGAGAAUGAAAAGACUGACCAAGAAAUAAGAACACGGAUGAUUGAGAUGGUGUCUAAAGGUUUAGCAACGCUGGAGGUCUCUCUUAAGCACUCAGGCUCUCUCUUUAUGUACGCCGGUCACAUGGGUGGAGCAUAUGCAAAGAACAGUUUUGGUAACAUUUUUACUGCGGUUGGUGUUUUUGUUCUUUCUCGGAUGUUUAGGGAGGCUUGGGGAACUAUGGCGUCAAAGGAGGAGGCAGAGUUUAAUGAUUUUCUUGAGAAAAAUCGCAUGUGUGUAUCUAUGGAACUGGUAACAGCUGUUCUCGGAGAUCAUGGUCAACGCCCACUGGAUGACUAUGUAGUAGUGACGGCUGUUACCGAGUUAGGUAAUGGUAAGCCCAAGUUCUAUUCAACUUCCGAAAUAAUUGCGUUUUGCCGGACUUGGCGUCUACCAACAAAUCAUGUUUGGCUGUUUUCCACAAGGAAAUCAGUGACCUCUUUUUUCGCCGCAUUUGAUGCACUCUGUGAAGAAGGGAUAGCAACCUCAGUUUGUAGAGCUCUUGAUGAAGUAGCUGAUAUAUCCGUCCCAGGCUCCAAGGACCAUGUGAAGGUGCAGGGUGAGAUAUUAGAGGGUCUCGUGGCGCGUAUCGUGAGCAGUGGGAGCGCCAGAGAUAUGGAAAAUGUCUUGAGAGAUCAUCCUCCACCAACCUGUGAUGGAGCUAAUCUUGCUCUGGGACUCAGUUUAAGAGAGACAUGUGCUGCCAAUAGAUGUAACGAGGAACAGCAAAUAAGAGCGCUUUUAACGAGUGUUGGCCCUAGCUUUUGCCCCAGUGACUUGGAUUGGUUUGGAGAUGAUUCUGUAGAAUCUCAUUCGAAAAAUGCUGACAAAUCUGUUGUAACAAAAUUUCUGGAAUCUCAGCCCGCAGAUUAUACGACUAGUAAACUACAGGAAAUGGUUCGCUUGAUGAAGGAAAGACGUCUUCCAGCCGCAUUCAAGUGUUACCAGAAUUUUCAUAGAGCUAAUGACGUAUCACCUGACAACCUAUUUUAUAAAUUGGUUGUCCAUGUGCACAGUGAUUCAGGAUUUAGGCGUUACCAGAAAGAGAUGAGGAAUAUGCCUGGCUUGUGGCCUUUAUAUCGAGGUUUCUUUGUUGAUAUUAAUUUGUUCAAGUCAAACAAAGGGAGGGAUCCGAUGGCUGUGGAAUGCAUUGAUAAAGCGGUCAAAGAUGCCGGUGAAAAUUGUGGUCAACAAGGAAAGGAUGGUUUGGAUGAUGCUGAUGCUAACUUAAUGAUCAAACUGAAGUUUCUCACAUACAAGUUGAGAACCUUUCUGAUCCGAAAUGGCCUAUCAAUUCUAUUUAAAGAGGGGCCAGCAUCUUAUAGAGCCUUCUACCUUAGGCGAAUGAAAAUAUGGGGUAUUUCAGAUGGAAAGCAGAAAGAACUUUGCAAGAUGCUUGAUGAAUGGGCUGCUCACAUAAGAAAAAAAUGUGGGAAUAAGCAGCUAUCCUCAUCACUAUAUCUCAGCGAAGCUGAGCCAUUCCUGGAGCAGUACGCAGGACGGAGCCCAAAGAAUCAGGGUUUGAUAGGGUCUGCCGGGAAUCUAGUCAGAGCUGAGGACUUCUUGGCCCUUGUUGACGGUGAUCUAGAUGAAGAAGGCGAUCUUGUGAAGAAAGAGAGAGUGGCACCAGCUACUCCUGAGCCAGCUGUGAAGGAAGCUGUGCAGAAGGAUGGGGGAUUAAUUGUAUUCUUUCCAGGAAUUCCUGGAAGUGCUAAAUCUGCACUUUGUAAGGAGUUAUUGAACCCCCCAGGUGGCUUAGGAGAUGAUCGGCCAGUGCAUAGUCUGAUGGGUGAUCUUGUCAAAGGAAAAUAUUGGCCAAAGGUUGCUGAUGAAUGUCGUAAAAAGCCACAAUCAAUUAUAUUGGCUGACAAAAAUGCCCCAAAUGAAGACGUCUGGAGACAGAUUGAAGACAUGUGUCGGAGAACUAGGGCUACUGCGGUUCCAGUCGUUGCUGAUUCCGAAGGAACCGAGUCAAAUCCAUAUUCACUUGAUGCCUUGGCUGUUUUCAUAUUCCGUGUACUUCAAAGAGUUAACCAUCCGGGGAAUCUGGACAAGGCAUCUUCGAAUGCAGGCUAUGUGAUAUUGAUGUUUUACCACCUCUAUGAGGGAAAGAACCGCAAAGAAUUUGAAGGUGAAUUGAUUGAGCGCUUUGGCUCCGUCGUCAAGAUACCACUGUUGAGAUCAGACAGGAGUCCUUUACCUGUCCCUGUUAAAUCGAUUCUUGAGGAGGGCAUUGACUUGUUCCAGCUCCACAGUAGAAGGCAUGGGAGACUUGAGUCGGCGAAAGGAACAUAUGCAGUGGAAUGGACUAAAUGGGAGAACCAGCUGCGCAAUACUUUAAUUGCAAAUUCGGAGUAUAUCAACUAUGUUCAGGUUCCGUUUGAGUCUGCGGUUCAGCAAGUGCGAGAAGAGCUAAAAAGAAUCGCAAAGGGUGAAUACAAACCACCAAGUUCAGAGAAAACAAAACACGGGUCUAUUACAUUUGCUGCCAUCAACUUGCCUGUAACUCAAGUCCACAGUCUUCUUGAAAAGUUAGCCGCAUCAAACCCAACGAUGAGAUCUUUUCUAGAGGGAAAGAAGAAGAGCAUAGAGGAAAAACUUGAAAGGGCUCACGUGACGCUUGCCCACAAGAGAAGCCACGGAGUAGCAGCUGUAGCCAGAUACGGUCAGCACUUAAACAGAGAGGUACCCAUACAGCUCACCGAGCUCAUCUUCAACGACAAGAUGGCUGCUUUUACAGCCCAUGUCGGAUCUGUGGACGGGGAGACCAUAGUAUGCAAGAACGAAUGGCCACACGUGACUUUGUGGACAGCGGAAGGCGUUACUGCGAAAGAGGCUAACACGUUACCUCAGCUGUACGCAGACGGAAAGGCAAGCCGCAUGGUGAUAGAUCCUCCUGCCUCAGUCUCAGGUCCCCUGGAGUUUUUCUGAAUUACUUAAGCUUGAAAUUGCCAAUGUAACCCAUUAACCAUGGCUACCUUAUUAUAGUGGCCACUGACACUACAAUCAAUGAAACGUUUUGUGACAUAUAGAAAUGACAUAGUAAUAUAUGUAUAUGCUAUGCUACCGAUGAUUAGUACUUAGUAUCUAAAUACUGGUUACAUAACCUCGAUUUAAAGGUGUGGUAAUGACAAUUAAUCUUCUCGGGG
Molecule: messenger RNA, 3503 nt
Organism: Brassica oleracea var. oleracea
Lineage: Eukaryota; Viridiplantae; Streptophyta; Magnoliopsida; Brassicales; Brassicaceae
Exons: 27
Coding region: 73-3285 (1070 amino acids)
Biological process (GO): tRNA splicing, via endonucleolytic cleavage and ligation
Molecular function (GO): RNA ligase (ATP) activity; ATP binding
Source: RefSeq, a predicted model, not a curated record